This is a messenger RNA of Drosophila simulans, 5167 nucleotides long. It is a transcript of the gene Cyp6a2, whose product is annotated as cytochrome P450 6a2. The transcript has 3 exons. Gene Ontology annotation, molecular function: heme binding; oxidoreductase activity, acting on paired donors, with incorporation or reduction of molecular oxygen; monooxygenase activity. NCBI's taxonomy places the organism in Eukaryota, Metazoa, Arthropoda, Insecta, Diptera, Drosophilidae. The record is from RefSeq and is a predicted model, not a curated record. The coding region runs from base 92 to 1612 and encodes 506 amino acids.
ACCUUAUAAAAAGUGCCCGAACACUUUGUGGUGAUCAGUAAAUCGUCGUAGUUCGAGCACGACGAAUGCGAAUCGGGAGGAGCUACGCAAAAUGUUUGUUCUAAUAUACCUGCUAAUCGCGAUCUCCUCGCUUUUGGCCUACUUGUACCACCGCAACUUCAACUACUGGAAUCGCCGCGGAGUGCCCCACGAUGCUCCGCACCCACUGUAUGGCAACAUGGUCGGGUUCCGGAAGUACCGGGUGAUGCACGACUUCUUCUACGACUACUACAACAAGUACCGGAAGAGCGGCUACCCCUUCGUGGGCUUUUACUUCCUGCACAAGCCGGCGGCCCUCAUCGUGGACACCCAGCUGGCCAAGAACAUCCUGAUCAAGGACUUCUCCAACUUCGCCGAUCGCGGCCAGUUCCACAACGGCCGAGACGAUCCGCUCACGCAGCACCUGUUCAACCUGGACGGAAAGAAGUGGAAGGACAUGCGCCAGCGCCUGACGCCCACGUUCACCUCGGGCAAGAUGAAGUUCAUGUUCCCGACGGUGAUCAAGGUGUCCGAGGAGUUCGUCAAGGUGAUCACGGAGCAGGUGCCCGCCACCCAGAACGGAGCUGUGCUCGAGAUCAAGGAGCUGAUGGCCAGGUUCACCACCGAUGUGAUUGGCACCUGUGCCUUCGGCAUUGAGUGCAACACGCUGCGCACCCCUGUCAGUGAUUUCCGCACCAUGGGACAGAAGGUGUUCACCGAGAUGCGCCACGGGAAACUGCUCACCAUGUUCAUGUUCAGCUUUCCCAAGUUGGCCCGCAGGCUGAGAAUGCGCAUGAUGCCCGAGGACGUGCACCAGUUCUUCAUGCGCCUGGUCAACGACACGAUUGCCCUCAGGGAGCGGGAGAACUUCAAGAGGAACGACUUCAUGAACCUGCUGAUCGAGCUGAAGCAAAAGGGACGCGUCACCCUGGACAACGGUGAGGUGAUCGAGGGCAUGGACAUCGGCGAACUGGCCGCCCAGGUGUUCGUCUUCUAUGUGGCCGGCUUUGAGACCUCAUCCUCGACAAUGAGUUACUGCCUCUAUGAGUUGGCCCAGAAUCAGGACAUCCAGGACAGGCUGCGCAACGAGAUCCAAACUGUGCUGGAGGAACACGAGGGGCAGCUAACCUACGAAUCCAUCAAGGCCAUGACCUACUUGAACCAGGUCAUCUCAGAAACCCUGAGGCUCUACACCCUGGUGCCCCACCUUGAACGGAAGGCCCUCAAUGACUACGUGGUGCCGGGCCAUGAAAAGCUUGUGAUUGAGAAGGGCACCCAGAUCCUAAUCCCCGCGUGUGCUUACCACCGCGACGAGGAUCUUUAUCCAAAUCCGGAGACCUUCGAUCCGGACCGCUUCUCGCCGGAGAAAGUGGCCGCCCGGGAGUCCGUGGAGUGGCUGCCCUUCGGCGACGGGCCGCGGAACUGCAUCGGGAUGCGGUUUGGACAAAUGCAGGCCCGCGUCGGUCUGGCUCAGAUCAUCAGCCGGUUCAGGGUAUCCGUCUGCGACAAGACAGAGAUCCCACUGCAGUAUAGUCCCCUGUCUAUAAUUUUGGGCACCGUUGGGGGCAUCUACUUGCGGGUGGAGCGAGUCUAAGCUCCAUCUUCGUCGUUCCCAUGUAUAUAGCUUAGGAUCGAACGCGAAAGUGAUGUACAUUUAAGACUGUUCAUUUAUUAAACUCAAUUCGUUGUUGACCAUACAUAUUGUUUGUUAACCUAAACAGCCAUAUUAACUUAUUGGCCUGUGAUAAUCACUUAUGUUCACAGUUUAGAGGAUUUAAUUGACUUCCAUUCAGGCAAACGUUGUUCCCAUCAGAUUUGCAGGUUCAUAAAUUGCAUUCGGCUUAAGUUGCAACGUGCCACGCGAAUCGCCACCUGACUAGUCAUAAUGUUGUUAGAGUCAAUGACUUUCCUCUGUAUAGCUGAGCGAAAAUAAUUACUAUUCCCAGACGCUCUAAUGUUUUGCAUACCUCAUGCCACACUCGUUAGGUUGCUCAACCGUGGCAGCGAAAACCCCAAAUUAAAAUAUGGUGCUGAAGCAUGCAACACGAGUCGGCUAAUUGAGGUAAGCCCUACCUGAUUAAACAGUAUGUUUGUCUGUAGAAGAGAAAUAAUGACUCUACCACGUCGAACAUUUCGCAAAUGUCAAUGCCUCCGCCAGACAUCCAGAUAUGAGAAAUUUUUACGGCUUAGUCGCUUUUGAGUUCGCCCACUUAUCAUAGAUAUUUUUUGUGAUAUCAUAUAAAGUAGCUGAAUUAUUAAAUUUAAAAACAAGAUAUAACCAUACUUGAGUGCAGCGAUUAUUAGAUACCUUUUGUCAAGUCUCAACUUUCUAGCUUUUAUGGAUCCCGAGAUCUCGACUUUCAUACGAACGGACGGACAAAUGGACAUAAGGACAUAAGGACAUACGGACAUACGGACAUACGGACAUACGGACAUAAGGACAUACGGACAUACGGACAUACGGACAUACGGACAUACGGAUAUACGGAGAUACGUACAUACGUACAUACGGACAUACGGACAUAACGGACAGACGAACAUCAAGGCGGGCAUGGCUAAAUCGUUUGGGCUUGUUAGUAUGAACAAGAACUAUAGUUGUCAGAACUUGACUUUUGUUUUAUUCAGGAAAAGUUAUGAUUCUCAAUGGCAAACGUAGUUGUUUAUUUCUUAUUUUAGCUGGAAACUGUUUUCAUUUCCAGAACUUUAUUCGUUUGGUGUACGAUUGAGUGAUUUAAGUUUCCGGUCAAUGAUGCUAAGCAGUCUCUCUAGUUCAUUUUGAAGAAUAAUUUAUAUUUAGCAAUGUGAGUACUAUCGAACUUAUUGAAGUUGAAGGCAAACAACGAAUCAAUUCGAGAAUUUAAUCAAUUGAAAAUUUCUUGUAUAUAUGUAUGCAUAAAUUUCAAACUUUAAAUACAUUUUUAUCUAUAUUCUACUUUUUCGGCUGGCUUGUCACGCGUAAAUUGGAACAGUCAUUUAAAGUGUAUUUUAUGCCCCUUCGGAUUAAAAUUAUCCCAUCUUCUUUUAAUUAUGCUGGUAGGGAAAUGUUUACCUAACGUCAGCGGCGCAUGCAACGCGUGGAAAUUGAGGCAAGUGCCUAAAGCUGGGAAAAUCGGGGGCGUGUAAAUUGUGCGGUGUAAUGGGCGUGAAUCUAACGGUUAUGGGAACACAAAAUGUAGUUUGAUAAAACUAAUUAUAUACUCUCUUAUUGGCACUAGCACAUCAUCGGGUAAUAGACACGUUCUAUGAACCUAUGGCCGGAUUAAAAACCACAAACAAGUGAAUAUUUUCCAAUUAAUAACUGAUGACCUAAUUAUCAUAAUUAAUUAGACAAACAACGCAGUCAGUGAUUUAUUCAAACGGCGCGAAUGCCGAAAGCAAAUAGUUUUUGUGAAUGAAAUAUGUGGUACUUGUAUCUGGCGGAUACACGCUGCCUGAGCAUCCAACGCUCGGUUUUUUGUGAGCAUUUCGAGCAAUCUUUGACUUGGUCUGGCACUUGGCCCUACCUUCGCCGUGGGAGGGAGGCGAACUAAAUUUAAUUACUAGCCCGCAAGAAACAAGUGCGGCUAAACAAAAAACAAGUGCAAAACCCCCGACAUAAAGAUAAAGCAUAACUGAAAUAAAAGUGUCAAGGUUGUUCAACCCAAGCCACAAAACAUUUCGACUGUUUAAAGCCGCAACUUUAAGGUUGUUUGGCCCGAAAACUUUCAAUUCCCAACCAGCAGCAUCUCAUCUGAAAUUCCAUUAACCCGAGCACCACCAAAGCAAGUCGCUCGCAUCGCCAUCGCCCAGAGUUAAGUCCACAUCCUUGUUUGCCCAACUGAAUUGGAACGAGUGCUGCAAUGCGAGACCAACUGCAGCGGCAUCAAAUGUUGCUGCAACAGCAGCAGCGGCAGCAGUUGCAACUGCGACGGACGGAAGCGUGCUCAUAUGUGCGUAAAAAGUUUGUCAAGCGCGCCACUGAACAAAAAGUCGACUUGGACGUGGGAUACUGGACAUUUGGCCAAAAACAAUGCCGUGGGUGCAUGUGGCAUGGCCAGGGACAGGGCUUAGGUUUCACCGCCACUAUCGCUAUCGCUAUUGCCUUAGCUGUGGGCAUGGAUACGCGCAUGUCCGCCGACAUGGAUAUGCCCAUGGACAUGGCCACGGUCUGCGCCCGAAACUCUUGCGCGGAUUAAUUGCAUGCAGCAAGCGUCACCAAAGGCUGCCAUGCCACCGUAUCGGCAUGUGAGGCACUGCCCCACUGUUGCGCACCGAAUUUUAAAUGCCCUCGCGGGCAAUCAUAUCUCUAUCUCAAUCUUUUUAGUUUGCCUACUUGCAGGCUUCAAACAUCUAAUGAAACUAAAGUUCAUUCAUUUUUGAACUCCUUUAAUAGUUCAUUCGAAGUUCCGACCUGUUACAUAAAUCACCCCCAUUUCCGGAUUCCUUUUCUGAUAGCUAAUAUUUGGCAGUCAGUUAUGUGACACAACAUAUGGUCAAUUGACCUGUCAUCGCACAGAGCGUUCCAAUUUAGCCGUCUGUACUAGCUUGCUGCUGAUGUUGCAGGUGUUGCUGUUGGCCACACUCGAGCAACUUGCAACAUCGCGUUGCACAAAGAGCCGGCCACAUGCAACUGAGUCUCUGCCGGUUCCGCUGACAUCCAGCCGCUGCUCAGUUGGCGGCUACAUCGAUUUCAGUUCGCUUUGCGAGUCGUCGCCGCGCGGUUGGUAAAACUGGAGUCGGGUCUCGAGUGCUGAAUCUGAAUCUGAAACUGAAACUGGCUGGGAAGCUGGCUAAAAGAGCGCCUAAUUGAGGCCCGAAGUGACACGCGUCCGCGUCGUUUAUCAAUGGCAGCUGUGGAGCAUGUGGGUCCGGAAUGCUGGCCAUAUUUUCGGCAGCGCGUGCUUGCUUUUAGCCUAGUUAGUGGGAGGUCGCUAUUGUGAGCUCACGUCCACAACCUGUAAUCAGAAACAGCAGCAGCGGCCAACGGACCAAGCAAACCCAUCAACAAUUCCAUUUAAUCCGGAGCGCAGUUACCCUGUGCAACCUGGGCGUGGGUGCCACAUUCGGGGAGUCCGUACUGCACGACUUGCCGCGGGACAGCACCGUAGUGACGAAGACCACCUGCGAGCUGCUGCGGGUGGAGCAGCAGGACUUUCGACUCAUCUGGGAG